AUGCGGCCAACCAACGUCCUCGCUCGCGCGGCCGUCGACGUCUGGAAGGCGACGCUCGCGCCCCAGCGCGUGGCUGCGUGGCAGGCGCACGACGCGUCGCUCCACCGCUUCCUUCGCGCGUCGAUCCCCGAGGCCCUCGAGCACACGGGCGAGGCCGCGUUCGACGAGCAUCUCGUGGGCGUGCAAACCGUCUUGCGCGUCUUUGGAGCGGACGACGAUGUGUGCGAUGCCGGCCUCUUCCACUCGAUCUACGGCACCGAGGGCUUCCAGGGCUACAAGCUCCCGAUGGCCAAGCGGCCAGAGAUCCGCCGGCUCCUUGGCCCUCGCGCCGAGCGCCUUGUGUGGAUGUUUUGCGUGCUUGAUCGCGCGGCCUUUGAUAAGACGCUGUUUGCGAGCAGCACGCCCACCGCGUUGGUCGCGCGCCCCGAGCUCGGUCGGUUCGACAUCCCGCUCGCGUCGACGGCCGAGUACCACGACCUCAUGGAGCUUGUGCUGGCCGACUGGAUGGACCAAGUCGAGGGCGCUGCCGCGCGGGCCAACCCUCUUUUCGAGCGAUGGGAGAGCACCUCGCGGCUUUGCGCGGGACCCGGGGCGCGACGAUCCAAGACGUUGUGCGCAGCAUUUACGAGCGAGAGCCGGCGUCGACGCGCCACUUGGUGCAAGCCGUGA
Molecule: messenger RNA, 669 nt
Organism: Saprolegnia diclina VS20
Lineage: Eukaryota; Oomycota; Saprolegniomycetes; Saprolegniales; Saprolegniaceae
Exons: 3
Coding region: 1-669 (222 amino acids)
Source: RefSeq, a predicted model, not a curated record